AUGGAUCGAGCAGGAGAAGAGCCUACCGGACCUACAAACCAGACCGAAUUCAAUAGUUCAACUACCUGUGAAUGGGAUCGAACUUCAGCUAAUCCCUUCUUUAUGGUAGUGCUCAGUCUUGUGUUUCUGGUAGGUCUCCUCCUCAAUGGCUUCAUCAUUAAGUUUUACUUAUGCCGAGCUGAGCAGAAGGCGUCCAGCAGCAUGAUGGUCUACCUGAAAAACUUGGCAGCAGCUGACUUCCUGCUCUGCCUCUCUCUUCCCAUCCGCAUCAUCCAGUAUGCCAGCAACUCUGUCACCAUCCGCCUGCUCAACUGCAACUUCGGCGUUGCCAUCCUCUACCUUAACAUGUAUGCCAGCAUCAUGUUCAUGGGGUACAUCGCUGCUAACAGGUAUCUGAAGGUGGUCCGUCAUUCAGGAACUCACAUCCUGCAGACUCUGCGGGCCGCUUACAUUGUCUCCACAGUAACCUGGGUCUUCCUCCUGACUGUGAUGAGCGCCUAUGUCAUCCUGUCGUUCACCCAGAAACCUUUGACCUCUGUCCCGGUGAGCUGUGAUUACUUGCUCGGUGGACGCUUCACCGUGUUCUUCAAGAUCAUCCACGCCUGCUCCACCGCCCUGUUCCUGUUUGUCCUUGCCUCGCUGUUCUUCUUCUACUACAGCACCUCACGCAGGGUGUCGCAGGCCCAGCAGAGGCAGCCGGCGUCCUCCAGCUCCACGAAGCUUGCAAGGUCGCGCAGGAACAUGUUAGUGCUGGUCAGCGUCUUCAGCUUUUGCUUCAUCCCUUACCACCUGGUUCGCCUUCCUAAAGUUUUCCUGGGGAGACACUGUUCAUGGGAUAAGAUUCUCUUCUACAUGAUGGAGCUGACUAUCAUAAUGUCAGUUCUCAACGUCUGCCUGGACCCACUCAUCUACUUCAUCCUCUGCAAGAAGUUCAGGACCCAGUUUAGGCUGCGAGGGUUGUGUGGAAAUUCAUAA
Messenger RNA from Plectropomus leopardus (leopard coralgrouper), 975 nucleotides. The record is from RefSeq and is a predicted model, not a curated record. Lineage: Eukaryota; Metazoa; Chordata; Actinopteri; Perciformes; Serranidae.